Molecule: messenger RNA, 931 nt
Organism: Osmerus eperlanus (European smelt)
Lineage: Eukaryota; Metazoa; Chordata; Actinopteri; Osmeriformes; Osmeridae
Gene: timm17b
Product: translocase of inner mitochondrial membrane 17 homolog B (yeast)
Exons: 6
Coding region: 5-613 (202 amino acids)
Biological process (GO): protein import into mitochondrial matrix
Cellular component (GO): TIM23 mitochondrial import inner membrane translocase complex; mitochondrial inner membrane
Molecular function (GO): transmembrane protein transporter activity
Source: RefSeq, a predicted model, not a curated record
ACGCAUGUUUUUGUCCCGGGAAUUGCAAGCGGUUCAUGUUCAAGUUGCGCUUGAACAUUUACCGUUGUGGGUCAAAAGCAUUAGCGAAACAAACAUGGAGGAAUAUUCCCGGGAACCUUGCCCCUGGAGGAUAGUUGAUGAUUGUGGAGGAGCAUUUACCAUGGGAGCCAUUGGUGGCGGGGUGUUCCAAUCAAUCAAGGGGUUUCGCAAUGCUCCUGUGGGUGUUCGUCACAGAUUGAAAGGUAGUGCCAAUGCAGUGAGAGUACGUGCACCACAAAUUGGUGGUAGUUUCGCAAUCUGGGGUGGUCUUUUUUCCACUAUUGACUGUGGGCUGGUUCGUGUGAGAGGAAAAGAGGAUCCCUGGAACUCUAUAACAAGUGGAGCCAUGACUGGUGCAGUCCUGGCUUCACGCAGUGGUCCUUUGGCGAUGAUGGGCUCUGCCAUGAUGGGGGGCAUUCUGCUGGCAUUGAUAGAAGGCUUUGGCAUCCUCCUCACCAGAUACACCGCACAGCAGUUUCAGAAUCCAAGCCCUUUCAUGGAAGACCCCAACCAGCUUCCCCCUAAAGAUGGCAGCCAGCAGCAAAGGAGCAAGGGGACUGGCCAGUUUCAGUAGUUUGCUAUACCAGGACUCGUAGGCCAACGGAAGAAAAAGUGGACCCCUAGUCCUUUUCAUGGUUUAUAUUAGCAUAUAUCAAAAUUUAUCAGGGUCUGAGUUCUGUGAAUUCUAGGUUAUUGUAUGUAUGUUUAUUUAUUUAUCUAUUUAUUUAUCUGUAUAUGUAUGUACAUGCAUCAUGUUUUAAUUGAUUGUGCUCAGUGAAAUUAAGGAAAAGGGGACUGCUUUUGUGAAGUGGUGGAAUUGUGGAAUUACUGUUGAAUUUAUGUGAUCAACAUACAUAAGUAAAGGAAACAGGCCUAUUGAAAAUGUAGAAAA